Melitaea cinxia (Glanville fritillary) is the source of this 1777-nucleotide messenger RNA. Its product is annotated as major facilitator superfamily domain-containing protein 1-like. Gene Ontology annotation, biological process: transmembrane transport. The record is from RefSeq and is a predicted model, not a curated record. Gene Ontology annotation, molecular function: transmembrane transporter activity. Gene Ontology annotation, cellular component: lysosome. Bases 72 to 1664 code for a protein of 530 amino acids. Lineage: Eukaryota; Metazoa; Arthropoda; Insecta; Lepidoptera; Nymphalidae. The transcript has 11 exons.
GUUCCUAUGUUUGUUAUUUUUACAAGUCCAUUUAAUAUAUAGGACGAUAAUUCUUGGUAUUAAUUGUGAUAAUGGAGCAUGCAGAAGCAGGUGGAAGUACAAGAUCGACCCAGGAGGCUCCUACUUCCUGGUGUCAUCCUGCCAAUCGAGUACACAGAUUUAUAGCCCUCAUAUUGAUGUGCUUUCUUUGUUUUGGUUCCUACUUUUGUUAUGAUACGCCAGGAGCUCUUGCUGAUAAUUUUAAAGAUGAUUCACACUUGAACACAUCACAGUUUGCUCUACUUUAUUCAAUAUACUCAUGGCCAAAUGUAAUAUUAUGCUUUAUCGGCGGUUAUCUUGUUGACAGAUGUUUUGGUGUCAGAUUAGGAACUAUUAUAUAUAUGACUAUUGUGUUUAUUGGAGCAGUUGUUUUUGCAUUUGGUGUGUACAUAAAUGCAUAUUGGUGCAUGAUACUUGGACGAUUCAUAUUUGGUAUUGGAGGCGAGUCAUUACAAGUAGCUGUGAACAAUUAUGUGGUAUUAUGGUUUAAUGGUAAAGAACUUAAUAUGGUAUUUGGACUGCAACUGUCUUUCUCUAGAUUUGGAAGUACAGUCAACUUCUGGGUUAUGGAACCUAUAUACAGAUGGGUAGCCAAUUACUAUGGAGGCUAUGAGAAGCUUGGCGUUGCAUUGUUUAUAGCGUCUAUGACUUGCCUGGGAUCUCUUAUCUGUGGUUUGAUAUUGGGUUGGAUGGAUCACAGGGCCGAGAGGAUACUAGGACGUCAACAGGAACAAGCAAAAGAUGAACCAUUCCAUAUCCUAGAUGUCUUACAUUUCAAACCAGUGUUUUGGCUUGUGUCUGUUAUUUGUGUUGCUUAUUAUUUAGCCAUCUUCCCAUUCAUUGCUUUAGGAAAAUUAUUCUUUGAACGUAAAUUCGACUAUAUUCCCCAAGAUGCAAAUACCGUGAACUCAAUGGUAUAUUUGCUUUCCGCUGCUCUGAGCCCCUUCUUUGGAAUACUGAUCGACAAGACAGGAAGAAACGUUACAUGGGUUAUUCUCAGUAUAAUAACGACUAUUGGAUCUCAUUUUCUGAUGGCGUUUACUUUUGUCAACCCUUAUGUUGGAGUGAUAUCUUUAGGAACAUCUUAUUCCCUACUCGCCAGUGGUUUAUGGCCUCUUGUUGCCAUGAUUGUUCCAGAAAAUCAAUUAGGUACUGCUUUCGGAAUAUGCCAAGCAGUUCAAAACUUAGGCUUGGCUACCGUUAUUAUUUUUGCUGGUAUGAUUGUUGACAAAUAUGGAUAUCUCAUGCUGGAAAUGUUCUUCUUAGGAUGCUUAUUUGUGUCAUUGAUAGCGGCAGUACUUAUCUACAUUAUGGAUUCGGCCAACAACGGAAUACUUAAUCUGUCGCCUAGUCAGAGAGAAGCAUUGAAAAAGACAAGCAUUCGUACCGAUGAGACGGCCAACCUGCUCGAGCAUGCGGACAGUUCUGACCAGGAUGAGCUGGAUGUGACUCCGGCGGGGGAAGUGGGGGGUCGAAGUGGCGCGGGAGGUGAGGACAGUUCGCCAAGUGACGCGGCGAGUGGCGGACCACCCCUGCGCGAUCCUGCACAGGCGCAAUCCGAUCGCAUUCGCUCGCGAUACAUCGCGCAAUUAUUGCCCGCCACAAACAUUCCAGAUAGACCUUAGAUUUAGGACUCGACUAUGUAUGUGUAAAUAUGUAUCAAUGUAAAAUUAAUCGUGACAUUAUUUUAUUAUGUGUAUUAUUAAAUUGAUAUAAAUAUAUAAUAAAAUUAAAUGUA